CUCCGCACACCCUCCUCCUCCUCCCCCUCCCUCUCUGCGCUGCCGGGCAGCGGGCCAAGAAUUCCUCCAGCAGCCAAUCAGGGAGCAGAGAAGGACGCAGAGGGGCGGGGCUUAUUCGGUUCCCAUUUUUUUUCCUCCGCUUUCGAGCCCGAGAAUUCGGGAGUGGGGCGAGUGACGUAGCGAUAGUUUCACGGGAUCGUGGACGCACGGCAACAACAAGACACCGUGCGAGGGGCCUGAUCCCGCCGUGUACCCGGGGACCCUGCAGUGCCCGCUGACGGGAGGAGCAGCCUGUGCCAGGUUAGAUCCCGGGCGGUGCCAGCAAGAUGGUGUCGUGGAUCAUCUGUAAGGCCGUCGUGCUGGUGUUUGGUAUUCUGUAUCCAGCUUACAAUUCCUACAAGGCUGUGAAGACGAAGAAUGUGAAAGAAUAUGUACGCUGGAUGAUGUAUUGGAUUGUUUUUGCCCUUUACACUGUGACUGAAACAUUAGCAGAUUUAACAAUAUCCUGGUUUCCUUUGUAUUAUGAGUUGAAGAUUGGUUUUGUAGUCUGGUUGUUAUCUCCAUAUACAAGAGGUGCUAGCUUAUUGUACCGAAAGUUUUUGCAUCCUCUACUUUCCAAAAAAGAAAAGGAGAUUGAUGACUAUAUUGUUCAAGCCAAAGAAAAGGGCUAUGAAACCAUGGUGAACUUUGGCAAGCAAGGCUUGAAUCUUGCUGCUACCGCUGCUGUGACGGCCGCUGUGAAGGGUCAAGGGGCGAUUACGGAACGGCUAAGAAGUUUCAGUAUGCAUGACUUGACAGCAAUACAAGGUGAUGAGACUGUCGACAACAGACUGUACAAAUCUUUUUCUGAUACCCAAAAGAAACCUAAAAAUGUUGGCGAUGAAGGGCCUGGAUUCGGCUCAUCAAGAAAAGAUUCCGGAGAUGACAAAUCUGAUGAAGAAACUGAAGGGGCACACUCGGAAGAUGAAAUGUAUGCACAAAAGGGGCUUCGGAGAUCACAGAGCAUGAGAUCUGUAAAGGUCAUAAAAGGCCGCAAAGAGGUACGAUAUGGAUCACUGAAGUACAAAGUGAAGAAAAGACCCCAAGUUUACUUCUGAAGGGGCAUAAUGGAAUGCCCUGAACUGCUGUGCUACAAUCAUUUUCUAUGCUCCACGUGACGUACUAAGAUACUGUACACUUUAGAUGCAGUAUUAGACCCUAGGAAAUGAUAACAUUGUUAUCAGUAUUUAUUGUUGUGAACUUCUUUAUGUUCUGUGGAACGUUUUAUAUCUGUAACUUUAUAACCACUUCUGAUAUUUAGUACAGAGCUAGUGGUUUCUACUUAACACUUCUUAGUUAUGAGGUUGGGUGGAUCAGCAUCUGGAGCACUGGACCAUAUUUUUAAGGUUUUUAUUACAAUUUUAUGCAAUACGCAUGGUCUUAUGGAUAAAAAAAAAAUUCUAUGCACCAAGAUGCCUUACCAUAUCCUGACAAUUCUAUAAAAUGGAAGCUGCCUUUAAUUUUUUUCCAUGAUCCUGCAGUUUACAGUAUGAUCUAUUUUAAAGGGGUACUCUGCUGCUCAGCGUUUGGAACAAACUAUUCUGAACGUUGGACCCGGGAGCUCGUAACGUCAUAGCUCUGCCCCC
This is a messenger RNA of Hyla sarda, 1625 nucleotides long. It is a transcript of the gene REEP3, whose product is annotated as receptor accessory protein 3. Gene Ontology annotation, cellular component: endoplasmic reticulum membrane; cytoplasmic microtubule; endoplasmic reticulum tubular network. Bases 327 to 1097 code for a protein of 256 amino acids. Gene Ontology annotation, molecular function: microtubule binding. The transcript has 8 exons. Lineage: Eukaryota; Metazoa; Chordata; Amphibia; Anura; Hylidae. Gene Ontology annotation, biological process: endoplasmic reticulum tubular network organization. The record is from RefSeq and is a predicted model, not a curated record.